Messenger RNA from Wasmannia auropunctata (little fire ant), 1254 nucleotides. Its product is annotated as E3 ubiquitin-protein ligase RNF181-like. Gene Ontology annotation, biological process: protein ubiquitination. The record is from RefSeq and is a predicted model, not a curated record. Gene Ontology annotation, cellular component: cytoplasm. The transcript has 2 exons. NCBI's taxonomy places the organism in Eukaryota, Metazoa, Arthropoda, Insecta, Hymenoptera, Formicidae. Bases 291 to 728 code for a protein of 145 amino acids. Gene Ontology annotation, molecular function: ubiquitin protein ligase activity.
AUCCUUGUAUUCUAUGCUCUAGACUGUGACUGCUCGUUUUCAGUUUUUCACUAUGACUCGAGGUUUUUGACAGAUAGCACGUAUUCUGGCGUACGAUUGCGCACAGUUGUAUAUACAUACAGUGAUUUAGCUCUACGUGUGGUAAAAGAUGUCCACGAAACAAUGAUUUAAUCGUCAGUAUCGAAUAUAAAAAAGUGAAGUUAUCGUACAUCACGAUAAAGGUGAACGUUGCACGCGAUCGAUUUCACCGUUUUAUCCAUAAAGUAGGCUCCUGUAGGAAUUGCGAGGACAUGUCCGAUUAUUUCUCGGAGAUGGGCUGGACGCCUCUGGGUGACGGAGAGGCGCCAAAUCACUUGAUUCAAAUGGCACGGUUCCUGCGGGAUUUCGGCGUGUGGGACUUGGUCGGGCAGGACACGGAACUUCCACCGCCAGCGUCGAAGGAAGCGGUGGCUAAUUUACCAGAAAUUAAAAUUGAAUCCAGCGAAAAACAGUGCCCGGUUUGCCUGAAGGAAUUCGAGACAGGCAGCAAAGCAAAAUUGAUGCCCUGCCAGCAUGUAUUUCAUCAAGAAUGUAUUGUACCAUGGCUAGAAAAGACAAACUCGUGUCCACUCUGUCGAUACGAAUUGCCAACAGACGAUGAAGACUAUGAAAUGUAUAGGAAAGAAAAGAAACGAGCAGUAGAGAGAGAGAAGGAUUUGGAAUCAUUGCACAAUUCUAUGUUUACAUAGUAAAUAGGUGAAUAUUUAAUUUUUGAAAAAUUAAAAUCUUUCUAUUUAUAUUCUGUACAUUAAGAAAUAUCACUAUAUUGAAAGUGUGCAGUUUACAUUAUUCAUUAUAGUUAAUGUCUUAAAUUACUGGUAGUAAAAAUAUAGUCAACUGAUUGUGUAAUCAAUGUAUGUAUAUCGAUAAGGUUUAUACUUAUUUAUUAAAGAAAAUAUCUUGUAUUUAAAAACUAUAUGUAAAGAAACAAAUUUAUAGGGAGUGUAUUUUGUACGUAUUUUCUGAAACACGACAUUGUGCCUCUCUGUUUCGUGAUGCGAAAGGUGAUUGAAAUAAAGAGACGUGAAUUAUUAAUAGGAAAUAAUGUUUAUUAUACAGUGUACAUAUUUAUUAACUUCAUUUAUUUUUAUUUCUGUUAUAAAUUUUAUAUUAAUAAUUGUAUUAUGUUUUUUUUGCCGAGCGACGAAUGCCUUGAUCAGUGUGCGCUUAGACUAUAACAAUCUCCGUAAAAAGUAUAGAAACUUCUGAUUUUUA